ACUUUGAAUAUCAACUGGAAACACGUAGCGCAAACAGAGUGUUCCCACGUCUUCUCAGAGUCUACAAAUUGGGACCUUCGCAAUUACGCGAAGCGCGAAUAUGCGGGUAACGCAUGGACUAUCAUCGAGCAUUUCGGGUACCCCAAUAUUCGCAAGGAGCUGGAGGGCCACGGGAUUCAUUCUUUGCGCAAUAUUCUCACGCUCCAUCACACAUUACAUUCAUACUUCGACAAGCUCAAGCUAUGGCUCGUCCCGACCACACCGAACCGCUAUCAAGUCGAGACGUCUAUACCGCUUAUAAUUUUCAACAGUUGGGAGAUUCCCCGCAUCAUCGAGUUCCAGACCACUCAACCAGACCUCGAUUUGCCAUCUGCCGAUUAUUUACAUAUUCAUGCUGCCUGCUGCCGUGUCUAUCACAUGUCGGGCGCUGCGAAUCUUAGGCAGGGGUGA
Messenger RNA from Phanerochaete carnosa HHB-10118-sp, 450 nucleotides. RefSeq lists its product as uncharacterized. The annotation marks the transcript as partial. The record is from RefSeq and is a predicted model, not a curated record. NCBI's taxonomy places the organism in Eukaryota, Fungi, Basidiomycota, Agaricomycetes, Polyporales, Phanerochaetaceae. The transcript is spliced from 3 exons.